UGUGCCACUUGUUUUUGAGAUGUCAUUGAAGCCUUGCCUCCUGUGAGUGAGUGAGUGUUCAGACUUCAAUAAUGGCAACGAGAAAAAUCGGUUUAUAACUUUUGGUUUCUGGAAGUGGAUAUUCCCGGCUCGCGAGAUCAACCAGCAGAAUAAGUGCCCCGUGAAGAUACAGCCAGUGCUAUUCCAAGCGUUCUGCAUUUAAUCCGUAAGAUAAGAUCUUUAUUUGUGCAAAACGGUGAACCUGUAGAUGCUUGGCGAAAUUUACACUCGAGCGGUAUAGUAAACGAUUCUAUAUAGCAAAAUGCGUCUAUUUCCGGUACGGAUGUCCAACAUCAAUAAGAUGUUGGAUUUCUACUCCCAGUUCAACCCAUCACCUUUGAGCAUCAAACAGUUCAUAGACUUCGGCCUCAAUGCGUGUCCAACGAAGUCAUACAUAUUUCUUCGAAAAGAAUUGCCAGUCAGGUUGGCCAACAUAAUGAAGGAAAUCACUCUUUUGCCGGAAAGUCUAUUGAGGAUGCCUUCAGUGGGUUUGGUUAGUGCAUGGUACGUGAAAAGUUUCGAGGAAGUUCUUGCGUUUGAGAAAACAGAACCCACUGGUGACAAUCUAGAAAAAUUUUGCAAAUCUCUCAUACAAAUCCGGGAACGACAUUCGGAUGUGGUGCAAACCAUGGCACAAGGUAUUCUGGAGCUGAAAGAAUCGCGAAAUGGGCUUAUCGAACCAUCAACUGAGCUUUCAAUGCAGUACUUCCUAGACCGACUUUAUAUGUCCCGCAUCAGCAUUCGUAUGCUAAUCAACCAACAUACCAUUCUAUUCGGUGAGAUUCCGCAAUCUGGCAGACACGUCGGAUGUAUUGAUCCUCUGUGUGAUCCACAUAUGGUCGUCCAAGACGCAUACGAGAAUGCACGCUUCUUAUGUGACCAGUACUAUCUCGCUAGCCCUGAAUUGGAAGUCAUAGAACACAAUGAUCUAGAAAAAGGUAAACCCAUCAAAAUAGUGUACGUACCAUCACAUCUGUAUCACAUGCUGUUCGAGCUGUUCAAGAACUCAAUGCGCGCCGUGAUGGAGUACCAUGGUACCGAAGAUGAUAUUCCUCCACUCAAGGUGACCAUUGUUAAGGGAAAAGAGGACAUUUGUGUUAAAAUGUCUGACCGCGGCGGUGGUAUUCCCAGAUCCUAUGUCGAUCAGUUAUUCAAGUACAUGUACAGCACAGCACCCCAACCUCCCAAGUCCAAAUCGGACCUUCCACUCGUUCCUUUGGCCGGUUAUGGCUACGGUUUACCUAUUUCGAGGCUAUAUGCGCGUUAUUUCCAUGGAGACCUGGUGUUGUACUCAUGUGAAGGAUACGGGUCUGAUGCUGUGAUAUAUCUGAAGGCACUCUCCGAUGAGGCAAACGAACUUUUGCCCAUCUUCAACAAGACCAGCUCUCGCUUCUACAAGGCCACGGUGCCAACCGGGGACUGGUCCAAUCAGAACUCGGAUAUGAACUCUAAGCAGAUGAACGCGCAAAGCAGACGUAACACAACAGUGUCCAAUUGAAUAAACUGAGUUGCCAUUUUUAUACAUUCGUCGAAUAAUUUGUCUUAUAAUUAUAUAUGAACAUUACUUUCAUUAUUGUGCACGUAAUUUUU
Molecule: messenger RNA, 1629 nt
Organism: Armigeres subalbatus
Lineage: Eukaryota; Metazoa; Arthropoda; Insecta; Diptera; Culicidae
Gene: Pdk
Product: pyruvate dehydrogenase (acetyl-transferring) kinase, mitochondrial
Exons: 8
Coding region: 302-1537 (411 amino acids)
Biological process (GO): regulation of glucose metabolic process; protein phosphorylation
Cellular component (GO): mitochondrion
Molecular function (GO): pyruvate dehydrogenase (acetyl-transferring) kinase activity
Source: RefSeq, a predicted model, not a curated record